AUGCAUUUGAAGACCAUAGCGUACGUGGGCAUGGAAUUCCAACGUGCAGCGAAUUGGCAAUAUCGUGUUUCAAUACGGGGGUCCUUUACACAAGAGGAAUCGAACCACGACCCGGACAGCGUGGAGAUGAGCGUCGUGCGCUACAAGCCGGACGGGAUCGAGGCCCUGGCGAGGACGACGAAAUUCAGCAAGAAGGAACUGCAGCUCAUUUACAGAGGGUUCAAGGCGGAGUGUCCGAACGGCUUUGUCAGUGAGGAAACUUUCAAGGGUAUUUACUCGCAGUUCUUCCCUCAAGGAGAUGCGACAGCCUACGCGCACUACGUCUUCAACGCGUUCGACGUCGAGCAGCAAGGGUCGAUCAGCUUCGAGGAAUUCGUGACCAUCCUGUCGGAGCUCUCGCGGGGCAGCGUGACGGAGAAGAUCCGCUGGGCCUUCAACCUGUACGACAUCAACGGCGACGGAUACAUCACCAAGGAGGAGAUGCUGGACAUCGUGACGGCCAUCUACUCGCUGGUCGGCCGCAACGCCAUCCCCGCCGUCGAGGAGAACACCACGCAGGAGCACGUCGACAGGAUAUUCGAGAAACUCGACAUCAAUGGCGAUGGAAUGGUUACUCUUGACGAAUUCAUGGAAAUAUGCACAACAGACGAGACCAUCGCCAACUCGCUGACGAUCCUGGACACGAACUUCUGA
Messenger RNA from Penaeus chinensis, 693 nucleotides. Its product is annotated as Kv channel-interacting protein 1-like. The transcript has 7 exons. Lineage: Eukaryota; Metazoa; Arthropoda; Malacostraca; Decapoda; Penaeidae. The coding region runs from base 1 to 693 and encodes 230 amino acids. Gene Ontology annotation, molecular function: calcium ion binding. The record is from RefSeq and is a predicted model, not a curated record.